AUGCAACAACUUCUAGAACGAAUACCGGGCACAACUGUAUUCAUUGAUGAUAUUCUGAUCUGGGGUAAAACCAAGCAAGAACAUGAUGAAAGACUGAGGAUGGUCUUAGACAUUGCUAGAGAGAAUAAUUUGAAGCUCAAUAAGACAAAGUGUCAAUUCGGAAAAACGUCAAUUCAGUGUUUGGGAGAACAACUCACUGGAGAUGGAGUUUUAUCAGACAUGAAAAAGAUUAAGGCAAUUACUGAAAUGCCACAGCCAGAUAAUAAGCAGGAUAUACAACACUUACUAGGAAUG
Pelobates cultripes (western spadefoot toad) is the source of this 294-nucleotide messenger RNA. NCBI's taxonomy places the organism in Eukaryota, Metazoa, Chordata, Amphibia, Anura, Pelobatidae. The record is from the annotation of a GenBank genome assembly.